GUCAACCCAAAGGAAUCCUGACUGCACAGACUAAUUGAGCCAGGGAGAAAACAUUCCAUGCACGUUUCAAGAACAGCCAUAACAGACUCUGCCUGCCUCGGAGCCUGCCACGCUCUUCAUCGUCUCUCCACAAAUUAUUUUCUGUGAUGGCAGGGAACGAGAAUUUUCGACUCCUACUCUGCUGCGUGAUCCUCGCUGCAAGUUCUGCUGUGAGGAUCAAGGGAGAUGGGCAGAAGGUCAUCUACCUUCCCAAAGGGGAGUCGGCCAAGCUGGGGUGUCCCUUUGCUUCAGACCCAGAAGACAACACUCCGGACAACGACUGGGACAUUGAAUGGAAGCAAGUGAAGCCAGGCCCGAAUCCUCAGGACCAUCCGCUCCUGGGUUACCACGGUAACCGUGUCGUCUACCCUGGGCCUCCUGACCUCCAGCAGAGAGUGGGGUUCACAUCUGAAGACCCCACCCUGUACGAUGCCUCCAUGCAACUACGUGACGUGCAGAUCACCGACUCGGCCACGUACGAAUGCAAGGUGAAGAAGACCACGGAAGCCAGUCACAAAGUGACCAUCACUGUACAAGACAGGCCAGUGGUUCCGCAGUGCUGGAUCAUCGGCGACAUUGCGUACGGGAACGACGUCACACUCCGCUGCUUUGCUUCUGGGGGCACUCCGCCCCUCACCUACCGUUGGUCCAUGCUGCACGGGAAUAAGUUCAGAGAUUGGCUGCCCCCUGGAGGAUCGAUGGGUUCUGUCCCUGGAGACCUUCACAUCAGAGACUUGUGUGAUGACCACGUGGGUACCUACCAGUGCAGCGUUAACAAUAAUGUGGGCAUUGCCUAUUGCUCCGUGGACAUCUAUUUUAAUGGAGGUGCCAACCGUGGAUGGAUCAUUGGGGGAUCUGUUCUCUUGUCUCUCCUGGCCCUGGCCUUGAUCAUUGGGGGGGUGCUGUGGUGCUGCUGGUGCUGCGGUUGGAGAAGCCGGUGCUGCAUGAAUGCAAAGGAAUGUUGCUUGGACUGCUGUUGCUACUGUCAUGACAAUGAGACAAAGCAGGAAUGCGUGGAGACAAAACCCAGUGAGAUCUGUGUGGAUGCCGAUGCUCCUCCCAGCAGGCCAUGCAGCCAGGCAUUCAGCCGCGCAAGCAGCCUCCAUUCCCUGAUUGGCUACCAAACGCGGAACCCCAACUACUCGCAGUGCCGCAAGUACACGCCCCCCAUCGUCCAGAUGAAGAUGACAUCCCCUCCUGACAGUGACAUGAGUGUCGUCCUGGCUCCUGAUCUCCCGUCACCCCCCAAUUCGGAGCAAGGAGACGUCCAUAACCACUACUACUCAGCUAAAGGAAAGGAUGCUUAUCCUGCUGUUGACUGCUCUCCUGGGUACAUCAAGGGUGAGAACCAAAGCGGCUACAGUCCCCGGCGUCAAAUCUACUCUGACCCACACAAUUUUGCCACCCCCACCUCGGACCCCGGUUACGUCCGCUGGAAGGAUGAAAACAGCAGACCUUACAAGGGUGGAGUAGUCAUGAUGCGAACAACAAGCAAGGAAGGGCUUUUAAUAUGAGGCAGAUGCUGGGCAGGGGGGGGCGUGAGGCAGGAGGAAUGGGAGACGAUGUAAUAUCCUAGGGAUAAAUAUUUCCAACUUUCCGUUACGGAACCCGAGAUCUCAACUCAUCUGCCAGCCUUCCUCUCUUUAUGUGCGAUGAUGUGUUCUGGCAACUGCUGGGAUCUGUGUCCAGCUGCUCCAUGUGGUGAAUCACUGAACUGCAGCCUUCUUGAUGAAGAGCCUUCUGGCGCUUCUCUGACUCCACCCAUCUAGGCUAGCUGUCCUGUGCAGGAAGGAGUAUAAAGGGACUUCCUGUUCCAGCUGAGCCUUACUUGAGCAAUAAAGUCUUACUAAGCUUUGGUUCCUGUAUCUUUGGUUAUUCUUUGGUCCUGAUUUCUGGCAUGCUCCUUGACAUCGUCUCCUGGAUUGUCCUUUGACACUGACUUCUGGCAUGCUCCUUGACCCUGUCUCCUCGUUUCUCCUUCGACCAUGACUUCUGGCUUGCUCCUUGCUCCUGUCUCCUGGUUUCUUCUUUGACCACGACUUCUGGCUUGCUCCUUGACCCUGCCUUUUGGUUUGCCCUUUGGUCUGGAUUACGGACCUGACUUGUCCUAUGGCUUCUGGUUCCUGGCUCACCACGGACAGCUGCCCAUGACCCAGCCCUGACAUGUGGGUGUCCACUAUGGCUGAAUAGGAACAGAAGGGCAGGGUCGGAGUGGAUCUCUGCUUACCUUGGGCAGCCAUGAGAUGAUCUUUCUCACUAUUCGAGUGAGGGACCCUUCACAUGUCACCCCAACCAUGUCUGAUCUGUUUUCCCAUUCGGACUAAUAUGUGAAUGGACCCGAUCACAUGAGCAAGGUUUCACACAGAUCCUUCUGGUAGAAUUCCAGAUCCUGUGAUCAGGAUGUGCACAAUAGGUGGGGCGGCUAGGGCACUUUUUUUAAAAAAAAGCCUUCAAAUUAUGCUUCUGGCUCAGCUCCAUCAUUGGCAUUAUUGGAAUUAUCAUAAUAUGUUGGCCUAUCUUGCAUCGAUAGAUGUGCAUUCUGAAAUUCAACCCUCAAAGCCCCACAAAAGGCUUGCAGACACUCAAAGCACCUGCUGUCACCACCUCCCCCUUCUUUAGCCUCAACCCCAAACCAAACAUCUUAACUUGGGAACAGGGAAAGCCGUGGUGGAGACAGCUGGGGGGGGGGCUCUCCCAGAGCUCCACCAGAGUGUUUUCCCCCGGAGAGCUUUUUCCCUGGUGGAAACAAUGCAAAUAGUGUCAUUUUCCUGCUGGGACUAAUCCCCUGUCCCAUUCCUGGUGUGGAAACACUCUGUUGAACCUCUGGAGCAACAGAGGUGAGGAACUUGCAUAAGACAAUCAGAAUGGCCUGGUUGCUGGAUCAGGCUAAUGACCCAUCUAGUCCAGCCUCCUGUUCUCACAGUGGCCAAUCAGAUUCCUUUAGGAAGCCCAUAGCCAGGGCAUGAAUGAAUAAGCCGUCCAUCGCUCAUAAGAACAUAAUAGCCCGACUGCUGGAUUAGGCCAAUGGCCCAUCUAGUCCAGCCUCCUGUUCUCAUAGCAGACAACCAGAUGCCCAUUAUGGAACAAGUAGGACCUGAGUGCAACAGCAACUCUCUCCUCCUGCAGUUUCUAGCAAGUGGUAUUCAGAAGCAUGCCACAAUUAGGAAGCAAUUGAAGCACCAUCAGGGGUCCUAAUUUAGCCUACGAGGCCAUUUCCUCCCCAAACCUCCCCCACUCCUGAUGUCAUAUAUGAUGUCAGGUGUGGGGCAGGUAACGGCAUGGCUGCCAUCACAACAAAAUCCAUUUGGACGCAAACUGCUUGCAAAGAGACUUCAGAGUGAUGUCUCUCGGCACUGAAAGCAUUGCCUUUUGAAGCCUGUGUCCCAGCGGUUUGAAACUGCUUGCGAACGGGCUUGAAAAGAGAACCCCUUUUCCAGUCGUCAUAAUGAUGCCAGGUGAUUGACAGGUGGGUGGCCCCGUCCACCUAUGUCAAAGUUGGCCUGCAGGGGUGGAAGAAGGAAGAAGUUGGCCCACGGCCUAGAUCCAGCUCUUCAUCCCAGCUCUGUGCCAUCUGCUGUGGACCCUCCUUUCCCCUACCCCAAAAGUCACUGGGCCUUUGGGGCAAGGGGAGGGGGAAGUUGGUGUGUGAAACAUGCACACAAAUUCGAAGCAAGCACCACCCUCCUUGCCUUGAUUCUGAUAAUGAGCGUUCAAACAAGGGCGCUCGCUUUUCGAGCGAGCCUCCAAUUCAAACGCUCAGAAACCUUCUUAGUUAAGUAUUACAGCGAGACACUGCAUGUGAAAUGCUUUGAUCCCUCGAAAGCACCAUGCAAAUGCUGAGUAUUAUUAGGAUUAGGAUAUUUUAGCAGUUUUUUUCUUUUUAAAAAUGAAUGAAUGUUUCUCAGAAAACAACAGCAGAGAUGAAACGAUAACAGUAUUUGUUAAACAACAGAAUACUGUCUACAAAUGGGUGAA
Molecule: messenger RNA, 4014 nt
Organism: Rhineura floridana
Lineage: Eukaryota; Metazoa; Chordata; Lepidosauria; Squamata; Rhineuridae
Product: V-set and immunoglobulin domain-containing protein 8-like
Exons: 7
Coding region: 147-1553 (468 amino acids)
Cellular component (GO): intracellular anatomical structure
Source: RefSeq, a predicted model, not a curated record